This is a messenger RNA of Venustampulla echinocandica, 1305 nucleotides long. RefSeq names its product 1,3-beta-glucanosyltransferase. Gene Ontology annotation, cellular component: fungal-type cell wall; cytoplasm. Gene Ontology annotation, molecular function: 1,3-beta-glucanosyltransferase activity. Gene Ontology annotation, biological process: fungal-type cell wall (1->3)-beta-D-glucan biosynthetic process. Lineage: Eukaryota; Fungi; Ascomycota; Leotiomycetes; Helotiales; Pleuroascaceae. The record is from RefSeq and is a predicted model, not a curated record. The coding region runs from base 1 to 1305 and encodes 434 amino acids. The transcript is spliced from 3 exons.
AUGUUUGCAAAGUCGCUCGUUACUGCGGCAUUGCUUGCAAAUGCUGCUCUUACUGCCGCGAAGCUUUCACCUAUCUCAGCCGUGGGCUCCAAGUUCUUCAAUGGAAAUGGAGAUCAAUUCUUUAUGAAAGGCAUCGCAUACCAAUUGACCCCAGCGGAUCCCUUGAUCGAUACCGAACAGUGCCAACGCGAUGCGAGCCUCAUGAAGACGUUAGGGGCCAAUGCAAUCCGGGUCUACCACGUUGAUCCAAAUGGAGAUCAUACCGGCUGCAUGACUGCGUUUGCAGACGCUGGAAUAUAUCUGCUAGUUGAUCUUGACACCUUCAAUACUGCAAUCGAUCCUAUCGUGGCAUCGUGGAACCAAACACAAUUCGAUGCAUAUGCGAAAGUCAUGGAUGCGUUCGCAAAAUACGAUAAUACCCUAGGGUAUUUCGUUGGAAACGAGGUUAUUGCCCUAAACAACCAGUCCGAAGCAGCUACAUAUGUCAAGGCGGCCGCGCGAGACUUGAAGGCCUACCGGAAGAGCAAGGGCUACAGAGAAAUUCCCGUUGGCUACUCUGCGGCCGAUAUUGCGGAGCUUCGUCCCAUGCUACAGAACUACCUAUCAUGCGGUAGCAACGCCUCUGAAAGUAUCGACAUGUUCGGCCUGAACGCCUAUGAAUGGUGUGGAGAUGUCAACAUGCAAACAUCAGGAUAUGACACCCUUAACGAAUUUGCCUCGACCUAUAACGUCCCUAUCUUUUUCUCCGAAACAGGCUGCAUCACUGCCAGACCUCGCACCUUCGCAGAUCAAAGCGCGAUUCUCGGUCCAGAGAUGAACAAGCUUUGGUCCGGCGCGAUCGUCUACGAAUGGAUCGCCGAAGCCAACGAUUAUGGACUGAUUUCUUAUGGACCUCCUGUGUCGGCUACUGUCACGGGGGCUAACAUUGAGGGGGGCUUCUCGAGAGCCGGAACUCCCACUCCCGUUUCACCCGAUUUCUCUAAUUUGCAAGCCCAGUGGAAGACCCUUACUCCCACAGGUGUUGCGUCGUCGGCCUACAAGCCAACUUUGACUCCCCCGCCAUGCCCCGCCUCCACAGCUGGCGGCUGGUUGGUUGACGGUGAUGUCAAGUUGCCGAGUGUUGGCCAGACGCAACAAGUCAAGCCUACCGGCUCCAACAGUGAAACUGCAACUGCGACUGGCACUGCAACUGGCACUGCAGCUUCCCCAAGCAGUACGAAGGGCAGUGCAAAUGGAGGAAAGGAGAUUACGGGUAUGGGUGUUGGCCUGGUUGCUGUUAUGCUUGGGUUCAUGUACUGGUUGUAA